Molecule: messenger RNA, 1891 nt
Organism: Antrostomus carolinensis (chuck-will's-widow)
Lineage: Eukaryota; Metazoa; Chordata; Aves; Caprimulgiformes; Caprimulgidae
Gene: SACK1C
Product: scaffolding CK1 anchoring protein C
Exons: 4
Coding region: 113-1891 (592 amino acids)
Biological process (GO): signal transduction
Molecular function (GO): protein kinase binding
Source: RefSeq, a predicted model, not a curated record
AAGGAACCUGUUGGGAGGAACUCAGGAGUGCAAGAGGGCCAGAAAAGACCAGGAGUCAGACAGAGGACUAAUCCAGCUGGAGAGGCACUUCUUAGCAUCGACAGCUCCAGCCAUGUUCAACUACCUAGCAGUAGAGGUGAGACCCCAGUUCCACCGCAGCUAUGGGAGCCAGCAAGGGGUGUCUGGGCCACUGAAGAACCGACUUGAGCAGCUGAAGAAGCCAUGGUGGAGGGAGCCCACCCCACUGGUGCUCCAGCACAGUGAAACAGCCAGGCUUGCCAUAGACGCCUUCCUUGAGCAAGGGGAACGCGGCUACCUGAGCGCCAUCGCUGAGGAACGGGAGCUGCCUUUUCUUUCCAGCCUGGACAUGGAAUAUAUGAGCCAUCAGAGAAACCAAAGCUUUUCAGAUCCCAAUGCGAUGAAAGACAAAGAGGCUGACCCUGGUGAUGACAGGUCCUCCCUCAACUCCGAACUAACAUCUGGCACCUACUUUCCGCUCAUGUCUGAUGUGCACCCUCCAGAGCUGGAGCUGGGGUGGCCAGGGACACCACUGCUCACAGUGUCUGGCCAGACUCAAGCCACUGUGAUUUUCCAAAGAAACAAAGCUAACAGCAUUAAGGAUUUGCUCCGGUCUCUGAUCAGCCGGGCACGGACGGUGAUAGCAAUUGUGAUGGAUCUGUUUACAGACAUGGAAAUACUGUGUGACCUGCUGGAGGCCUCAAGCAGACGCCACGUCCCUGUUUACCUGAUCCUGGAUGAAGAAUACUUGAAGCAUUUUGUGGAAAUGUGCAAUAAAAUGGCUCUUACUCAGGACAGCUUCCCAAACAUGCGCAUCAGAUGUUUGAGUGGAGACACAUACUACAGCAAAGCAGGCAAGAAAUUUGCAGGCCAGGUUCUGGAGAAGUUUAUCAUGAUUGAUUGUGACCAAGUUCUUGCUGGUACAUACAGUUUCACCUGGCUUUGCAGCCAAGUCCACACCAGCCUGGUGACCCACUUCCGUGGUCAAAUUGUUGCCGAGUUUGACAAGCAAUUCCGGUACUUGUAUGCAGAGUCCAAAGCAGUGACCAGCUUCUGUGUGCCAGAUCCCGGAACAUGCCCCUCUUCUCAGAAUACCUCAAAAUUUGCCAACUCCCUUUUAAAACCCGCCCAGGUGAACGAGGCUGAAACCUUGAGUCCCUCCAGCAGCCUUUCCAACGUAAGCAUCAGAAGCAUAAAAAUGUCUCCCUUCCUGAAAAACUCCAGCUGCAAUGUCCACCAGGAAAAGCAAGAUUCAAACUCUGAUUCUGGUAAUAAGAAGGGGAAGGAAGACACAUCUCUGAAGCCCACUUGCCCUAAACAGCAAGGAGAACCACCAGACUCACCAAACAGUCCUCCAAAUGAAUCCACCCCAGCUUUGUAUGACAAAUCAAAUCUUGUGACAGCAAGGACAUUCCUGCAGCUGGAGCCUUCCCCUGCCCUGAGCUCUGAUAAACCUGGUUAUCAAGGGGACAAUAAGGCUAACAGCAGCCACUGCUCCCCGGUGAGACAGGAGCAGACCUUGCAGUCCCUUUCAGAAGGUGCCAGCAGCAAUGGGACAAGCACGAAGCAGAAAGGACCUGUUGGUACCUCCAGGGAAGCGACAGCAGAAGAUGACAACACUUUUUAUGGGAUGGAAAAAAGAGAGAGUCUCGGACAAGGCAAAUUGGACCUGCUAUCCUCAUACAACCAGGUGAAACGAGAUAAAAAGCCUGUGGUUCCUUGCUAUGACAAAGUCCCCGAGGACAUGCUGAUGGAGAAGAACAGCGCGUACGGGGCAGAGAAAAGAAUGACUCUGGGGCACAGUAAGCUGGAUCUGAUCACCAAGUACAACAAAUUAAAAUCUAAACACGUACACAGUCGGUUCGAACUCUGA